Molecule: messenger RNA, 1703 nt
Organism: Halichondria panicea
Lineage: Eukaryota; Metazoa; Porifera; Demospongiae; Suberitida; Halichondriidae
Product: transmembrane protein 209-like
Exons: 16
Coding region: 21-1577 (518 amino acids)
Cellular component (GO): membrane
Source: RefSeq, a predicted model, not a curated record
CGAGAGAUCUACAUCAUUUUAUGAUCGAUGAUCGAUCGAUCAUGGCUACUAAGAGGAAAUUGGGUCCUGUGCGGAGUCCAGUCGUGUCUUUUACUCUAGCAAAGAAGAAAAAGCAAAUUUUGGCUGGGAAGGCAAUGAAGAAUGUCCUGGGAAUCCUUCUUACAGUGAUCGUUGUAUCUGUCGAUUGGUAUUUUCUGGUUUUGGCACGCUUAUUCUUCACAGAAGUGUAUCAUUUCAUAUUCUCCACUUUCGAAUUGCUGGUUCUGUCACUGCUGCUUUUUCAUCUUCUAUAUUCUGGUGUGCUAGUUGUCACUGCCCUGCUGACAAAGGAUACUGUCAGGCUGACAUCUAUUCAGAAGAAAUUACUUGGAAUCAAAGAAAAAGCAUAUGGUUACAUUUCAAUCUCCUAUCCGGCCCCAUUUGGUCCUCAACUUUCUUCUGAACCAGUCUCAAGCCAACAUGCCAACAGCAAUCCGCCACUGCAUUUCCUCACACCCACAAAUUCUCCACACUCACCACAUCGAGCUACUUCUGGAUCAGUCAGUGCAAGCCGCACUCCUACUCCGUCUAGUUGGUACUCCCAUAGCUUUGCAAAGGGCUCACCAUGUGAUAAUGACAAAAUGAAAAUCUCUGACUGUACUACACUGGAAACAUUUCUAAAGUGUGAGCAAGAUAGGGAACAUAAGGUUCUCUCAAGUAGCCCGAAUGUAACGGGUUCACCACUUUCAUGUGAUCAGUAUGGCUCUGACUUUGCUCCCACUCCACGGAAAUAUCACCUCUCGACCAGGUCCCUGCCUUCUUGUCUUACGGAGGGUGAUUCUCUUUUAAGCUCUGACAGCAGAAUAGCCCUGAGCAAACUCGGAAUUUCAAGGGACGAGUUGAGUUUUUGGAAUGAUCGUUGUAGAAAGUGGCUUGCCGAACGAGUUGUCUGUCCUGUAGCACGAGAAAUUGAGAAAGUCAAUGCAGUGUUGAAGAAAAUGGGAAACACAGAUCUCAUGAUAGGCUCUGUUUCUCUGCCUAAACUACAGCAGAUUGCAAAAAUAAAAGCGCAACAGGUGCCAACCUUGUCCGUCCUUGCUCCAUACUUAGAGCUAUCCACCAAACAAGAUUACCUCGUUUCUAGAACCCAAGAACUCUCAAAGGGUACUAACCUGAGUGCAUUUCACUGGGAUUCUGGUGGCUCGUGGAGAGGGAAGCAAUGGAAUCAAAGUUUACCUAGCGACUCACAAAUUGUUAUGCACCUGUUUUGCACUUACAUGGAUAGUCAGUUUCCUCCAAAUCCUCAAUAUCCAGCAGAUGGAAAAGCAUUCUCUAGUAGGCAUUUUAUGAAAGCGCCAGAUAAAACUAGUGGUUUGAAGAAGGUGGAUGUUUGCAUAUAUCAAGAAAGCCUGAAUCCACCGGACUAUCAGAUUUUACUGAAGGAAAAGCGUAUUGAAUUGUCCAAGGGGAGGAACAACAUGUUGAAUGCAAUCGCUGUCUUUCUCUACUGUGUAAAGACACAUUUCAAGUCUACCCUGGGGUCCGUACAUCUGGAUAAAACUGGACUUAAUGCUCUAUGGAUAACAGAGAGAGAAUGAACUUGUUUUUGCAUUAGUUAAUUUGUAAGCUAAAUUGUUGAAACUACAUAUAUGUCUACGUAGUUAUUAUUCGCACUUAAGUAAUGUUGUAAAGUAGAGUUGGCUAUGUUUAGUGAACCAAGCAAG